UCCUCAUCCUCCAACGACGUGUAUCCCUCGUCAUCCUUCAACCAAUCCUCGUCUCUCCUCCGUGCCUCGUCCUCCAGAUCCUCGAGGACGCUGGUGGAAGAGGAGGACUUCCUGUACGACCUCAAGGAACUCCCCGACGGCCGAGAGAUCUCAAUCUACCUUCUGGAGGGCGAGAAGAAGAGAUUAAUGUUCCCUCUGGAUGCCGAAGGCUCUCUCGCCAUUGUCGUGACGCCCUGCGAAACGCCCUUAGUCUGGACUCUCUCGCUCCGCUCACACGCCCCCUUCUACAGUGCGAGUGAGUCGGAGUUUCGAGGCGAUUCGUUGUUCGCCGACGCUGCUUCGAACCGCACUAUUCGCACAGACGGUGAUUCGAAGUUGUCGGAAGACGAAAGGCGAUCGAAUACUCCCAGACGGCUACAUGAUCCUACGCGGGACACCCUAACGGAGGUUCCGAUCCUCAGAGAAGAGCGUAAAACAGAAGACGAUCGAAGAGUGUCUGCUGCGGUGAGGGGUUAUGGGAUCGAGCGAGGGAGUUAUAAGGAAGUGGUUUUGAAGGAGUACGAAGGCCAUGAAGCUGUGGUGUUCCAAGAAGCGACGGCGACGAUUGGUUUGUAUGUGAUUCAGAUCCGUGCUGAGGGCGGGCCGACCUACGUGCACGUGCAGGCCAGUACCAAGGGACACCUGACUCCGCCCACCGUCCGUGUCAAGGUCGCCAGCACGCCCACGAUUGAGGGCGUCACGCUCACGUGGGCGAACAGACUGAUGUAUACAGUAUCCUGA
Messenger RNA from Penaeus indicus, 780 nucleotides. RefSeq lists its product as uncharacterized. The transcript is spliced from 5 exons. The record is from RefSeq and is a predicted model, not a curated record. The coding region runs from base 187 to 780 and encodes 197 amino acids. NCBI's taxonomy places the organism in Eukaryota, Metazoa, Arthropoda, Malacostraca, Decapoda, Penaeidae.